Molecule: messenger RNA, 5046 nt
Organism: Lolium perenne
Lineage: Eukaryota; Viridiplantae; Streptophyta; Magnoliopsida; Poales; Poaceae
Source: RefSeq, a predicted model, not a curated record
AUGCGGGAGGUCCCCGGCGCCGUCACCGUCUCGCGAGGCAAGGGCGUGAGGGCCGGGAUGGCGGGGGCCUUGCGGACGGCCGGUCACGGGAGCCUGCCCCACGCCACCAGGGGGCGGCCGCUACUACUGCCGGUCGGGGUGGCUUGCCGGGCCGGCGUGCCCCGUCUCCGGCUGCGGCACGCAGGGAGGGCGGCCCUUCGGACCGAGCUCGUGCAGCGUGCCCGACCCCCGGCCAGAGACCAGGACCGUGAGGCGUCUUGGCGGGCGGACCGCGGCCGGUCGCCGCCUCGCCGCGAACAGCGCCGAGAUGACCCGCUCCCCCUACCUGCUGGGCCUCCCGCAGCUAGGAAGAAGAAAAAGUCGAAGAAGCGUAGGGCCGUCGGGGGAGGCGCCGUGGGUGGGAGCCAGCUUGGGCACCUGCCUAUGGUACCUCCGCAGGGACUGCCCUUGGAUGGUCGGUCCGAUACUCAGCUUGGGGUGUCGGCGACGCCGGAGAAGUCCCCCACCGCCAACAUUUGCUUCAACUGUGGGGUGAGGGGGCAUUUCCGGUCCGAGUGCCCGAGGCCGGAGCAGUGCCUCUUCUGUGGCGACCCGGGCCACCAGGCUGCGGCAUGCACGGAGCGCUUCAACAGCCACAGGAGGCGGGAGGUCAUCGAGUACCUCGGGCACGGGAUCGAUGGGGGCUUCUACUACAUCGACCUUGGGGGGGCGGAGCUACGCUCCCCCCAGCACCUUGCUGUGAUCACUGUUGAGGUGACAGUCGACACGAUCCGCACCGAGCUCACUCAGCUGGAGUCGACUUGGGUGUGGAACGUGCGGGAGAUAUCGCCUACUGAGUUUGCAGUGGCGUUUCCCUCGGCUGAGCUCCUCCGCGCCCUUUCCUGGGGUAGCUCGACCAUCCUCCCAGCCAACAACAUCAACGUUUCUGUUCUGCCGUCGUGUGUGGAUCCUGAUACGGUGGCUACUUUGUCUGAGGUUUGGGUCCGGGUUCACGGCAUUCCCGAGGAGGCGAGGACUGACCAUAUCCUUGAGCUCAUCUCCCAGAUCAUUGGCAAGCUUGUCACAGUGGACCCCCUCUCCCUCCCAGGCGCCGGGCCGGUGCGCAUGUUGAUCCUCUGCCCAGAUCCCACGAAGCUUGCUUGCACUCUUCCUCACGUCUUCUUCGGGAAGGGUGGUCGGGCCCUGACGGUGGAGGUGGAGGGGGACGAGGCCCAGGCGGGGGCUCAGACCCCUCCCCUCGACCCAUCUCAGUCCCACCAUGAUGACGAUGCCGACGAUGAUGAUGUUUCUUCCGAUGGAGGCUCUGAGGAUGACUUGGGCGGCGAUGGCAAGGACUACUCCCAGCGACAGGCUCCUGGUACCGGGGCCGAGUCUUCUGCUGCCCUGGACGUCAGGCCUGGGGCGCAGUCGGCCCAGCUUGGGUUGGCGCGGACUCUCACGAGCGCGCCGGCCAAGCUGGGAGCGGCUGCCCCCCGCGCCCCUCCUGCCGUUGCCGUGGGGUCCUGCGGCCUGUCCAUCUUGGAGUACGGGUUCAACUUCCCCCAGGAUUCGUCGUCAGCAAGCGUGGGGUUGGACGUGUGCCCCCCGCAGUCACCGAGGUCGCCUGGGCUCGUCUGCUACACGCGCUCCACGGGCUCUACUCCCACCUCGCCCCAGGGUCCUGCGACCCCGGGCCCUACUGUCCUGGAGCCAGCCUCGGUCUUCCCCGACACUCCCGUGGCUGGCGCCAAGGCGAGGGCCCAGCGGCGUCAGCGCCAGUCCACUCUGCCGUCCCGCCACAGCGCUAGUCUCGCUCGUUCUCGCUCAGGGGCCGAGGUGGUGGAGCCGACCGUGGCCGAGCAGGCAGAGCGGCGGGCGGCAGCCCGCAACCUCGACUCAGGUACACGCUCCACUCCUCGUCCCCCCUCCUUUGCUCCUCCUCCCCCCAACUCGGGCUCUCGGUUCUCGGUUCUUGCUACGGCGUCGCUCGACCACCUUGGUCAGGUGGCGUCGGAUUGCGGUGUGGUUUUCAGGGGUGAGCGCGGCCCUCGGGCUGAACAGCUGGCGGCGAUUCAGGCCAAGGAGGUCUACGAUGGCGUACUCGCAGCAUCUCGCGCUCAGUUGGAGCGCGAGAGGGCGACCUCCGCUACCUCGACUGACCCGGUGCAGCUGGCAUCAGGGUCUGGUCUGGAGCCGUCCAAUGGGGGGUUCGAGGCCCCGGGUCGCAAACAACAACUGAAGGAAUACAUACGGCGCGAGAAUGUGGAUAUUGUUGGGCUCCAAGAGACGAUUAAGGAGUCUUUCCUCCUCCAUGAGCUGGAGGGUCUUAGUAGACACAAGUUCGCCUGGCAUUGGCGUCCUGCCUCGGGUCACUCGGGUGGCAUCCUCCUAGGCGUGAGGGAGGAUACCUUCGAGGUCGAGGAUAUGGAGCACGGCGAGUUCUUUGUGAGUAUGGCCGUUACCCAUAGACGAUCUAACCUCAGCUGGGAGGUUAUUAUUGUCUAUGGGCCGGCGGACCAUUCCAGAUCUCAGGCCUUCCUGGUGGAGCUGCGGGCUAAGAUUGACCGGUGUACCACCCCAGUGGUAGUAGCCGGUGAUUUUAACUUGAUACGCUCCCCGGAGGACAAGAGCUCGCGUCGCGUGGACAUCCCGAGGAUGCGGAUGUUCAACGACUGCCUUGCGGAUCUCGCCCUUAGAGAGAUCACUAGAGUGGGUGCCCGGUUCACGUGGUGCAACAACCGCAUUGACCCGGUCCAGAGUGUGCUGGACCGGCCAGGGUUUGUGGAGGCGGUUGGCUACAAGUGGGAGCGGGCGGCAGAGUCCCCACCACGCGUCUUCAACGCAGUCGAUGUUUGGCAUCACUGCACGAAGAUUGCCCGCCAGUUUAUGCGUGGCUGGGGGGCGAACCUCAGGGCGGAGGUUCGCCUAAAGAAGGACCUACUUCUCCGCCAGAUCCAGGAGUUAGAUUGCGCCGCGGACGAGGAGGGCUUAGCCGCUGAGGAGUGGCUUCAGCGCUUCGCCCUGGAACACUCGCUCAUGGAGAUUUUCCGUGGGGAGGAGGAGGCCGGGGAGAUCACCACCCAUAUUUAUUCCUUCUAUAAAGGCCUCUUCGCGGUGGGCCCCAGAACCGGGGUUGCCCUCGCGGCAGAUCUAUGGCCAGCUAGGGCCUGGGUCUCAGACGAGGAGAAUGCCGCCCUCACCCUUCCGUUCCUCCCAACGGAAGUCCGGGGCGCGCUUGAGGGCAUGAAGACUAGCUCGGCCCCUGGCCCUGAUGGUCUCCCGGUUGUCUUCUUCCAGAAAUUCUGGGCGAAACUCCAGGAGACUAUCAUGCCAAUGUUUCAAGAGUUCUACGUGGGAACUCUUGACAUGGGGCGGCUGAACUACGGUGUUAUUACCUUGAUCCCCAAGGUUGUGGGGGCCACGGAUAUACGCCAGUUCAGGCCUAUUACGGUCAUCAACGUAAUCCAGCGGUUGUUCUCCAAGGUGUGUGCGGUAAGGUUGGCCCCGGUUAUGGAGCAGAUUACGCACCAAUACCAGUUUGCCUUCCUUAAGGGCCGCCACAUCCAUGAUGGGAUUCUAGCUCUGCACGAGAUUGUGCACGAGGUUAGGAGUCGACACCAGAGGGGUGUCUUCCUAAAACUAGAUUUCCAGAAAGCGUACGACCGUUUGGAUUGGUCCUUCCUCCGGCAGGUCCUCCAGAGGAGAGGCGUUGACGACCGUAUGAUUGGCUGGAUUAUGCAGACGGUGAUGACUGGCAGCACGGCCAUCAACAUUAAUGGGGAAGUGGGUCCCUAUUUUAGGCCGGCAUGUGGAGUGAGACAGGGUGACCCCCUUUCCCCUAUCCUCUUCAACGCGGCGGUUGACUCCCUGGUCGAGAUCCUGGAGAGGGCUAGGAUCUCGGGCCAUAUUACCGGAGUGGUCAGCCACCUCAUCCCUGGUGGAGGGGUGACCCACCUCCAGUAUGCGGACGAUACCAUGAUCAUGUUCGAGGGCUCGGACCGGGACAUCCAGAACACCAAGUUCCUUCUCCUCUGUUUUGAGGCCAUGUCAGGCCUCAAAAUAAACUUUGACAAAAGUGAGGUAGUGGUCUUGGGGUACCCUCCGGAAGCUCAACAGCGGAUCGCUGACAACCUCAAUUGUAGGUUGGCAAUCUUCCCUGUGAGCUACUUGGGGGUGCCUGUUAGGGAUUCUAGGAUCCUUAUUAGAGACCUCGCCCCCCUUGUGGGGCGAGUUAGAGCGAAGGCUAAACCAUGGCGCGGGAGGUUCACCUCCAAGGGUAGCAAAACAGUCCUCAUCGAUUCAUGCCUGUCUAGUCUUCCCAUGUAUAUCAUGGGCCUGUACCUCCUCCCUGAAGGGGUACAUGCGGCCUUCGACAAAGAGCUAUCUCGCUUCUUCUGGCAGGAUAGGACAGGCCGCCAAAAAUAUCACAUGGUCAAAUGGGCCGAUGUGUGCGCCCCCAAGGAUCUUGGGGGCAUAGGGAUAAUCUCCUCUCGUCACAUGAAUGUGGCCCUCAUUCUGAAAUGGGUUUGGAGGAUCCUCUCUGAUGAUGGGGGUUUGUGGCUUAAGUUAAUCAAGGCGAAAUACCUACGGGGCCGGCCUCUGCUUGCCUGUGAUCGUCGGGAGGGAUCUCAGUUUUGGAGGGCCCUCCAGGACGUUAAGCAUGAGGUUAGAGCGGGACUGUCCUUCUCCAUAGGCGAUGGUAGAGGGACCAUGUUCUGGCUGGACCCGUGGUUGGGGGCUAGUCCCAUCUGCCUGGACUUCCCGGACCUGUUCGCUAUUUGCGCCAACCCACCCUGUCUUGUCGCCGACGUCGCCCAGAGGGGCUGGGAUAUCCUGUUCCGUCGCGGGCUUACCCAGGGAGAGGCCCUGAGUCUGGCCCGGCUGCGGAACCUCCUCCCGGACGCCUUGCCGGGAGGACUAGAUUCGCCUUCUUGGCGCCUGUCGCCCUCCGGUUCGUUCUCUCAGUGGUACCCGUUGUGUAGGCAGCGGGACAGGGAGCGCCUGGACGGCAUGUUGGAGGAUCUUCUUGCGGCUGUCCGUCGCCUUUUUACGUCGUCCAGCCUCUGA